Messenger RNA from Malus domestica (apple), 746 nucleotides. The record is from RefSeq and is a predicted model, not a curated record. NCBI's taxonomy places the organism in Eukaryota, Viridiplantae, Streptophyta, Magnoliopsida, Rosales, Rosaceae.
UUCAAGUUUUGCUUCUAUCCAUUAUUUUUUCUGUUAUCUAAGGAGAACCUUUCUGAGCCUAACUUACGACACACAUGCAGAUUGGCAUCUGAAGAAUUGGAACCUGUCAAGGGCCUUGACAAGUUGUGCAAAUGGAUUGAAAAGCAAGGCUUGAGACGGGCCGCAGUGACAAAUUCUCCACGAGCAAGUGGGGAGCUAAUGAUAUCAUCAUUAGGGCUCACAGACUUCUUUGAAAUUCUCGUUAUUGGAAAUGAAUGUGAUCGAGCAAAACCAUUUCCAGACCCUUAUUUGAAGGCUCUUGAAACACUUGAAGUGUCACAUGAGCAUACUUUUAUCUUUGAGGAUUCCGUUUCAGGAACGACAGCUGGAGUAGCAGCUGGAAUGCCAGUUGUUGGUAUAGCUACAAGGAAUCCUGGGACGUCAUUGAUUAACGCUGGAGUCUCCUUCGUUAUUAAAGAUUUUGAGGACACGAAAUUGUGGGAAGCACUGGAAAAGUUGGAGAAGAAGCCCGAGGCAACGGCAGAGGCAACACCAGAGGCAAUAACAGUUGCAAUUGCAACUCCAACUCCCAGUAAUAUAUAACCUUAUAUAUAUUAUGAUUCUGUUCUGGUACGCUAUUCAGGCAUUCGGACAUCUCAAUCUUGUUGUUGUAUACGAGUAAAAGCUUAUUAGCAAGCACAGUUGUCAAAUGACUCUUCUUUUGACGACUCGUGAAUAAAAGCAACGUGAUAGUAUUUCUUUUUUUU